AUGGGAAUCCCGGAUAGGAAAAACCGUCCUUGGCAUUUUGAACAAGUUUGGUUAGAAGAUAAAGGUUGUCAUGAAAUUGUUCAUUCGGCAUGGAGGAGUGAUUAUGGGACUUCGCCUAUGGACAAGGUUGUUGGUAAAAUACGAAAGUGCCAAUCAAGUCUCAAGUGGUGGCGUAAGAAGUCAUUUGGCAAUGUAACACACCAGCUGAUUGAAAAGAAAAAGAUGCUGAAACAAGCUGAAACCGUGGCUGUGCAGGGGGGAAAUGUGGAGAUUGUCCAUCAAUUGAAAUAUGAAAUCCAAAGGCUAUUGUUAGUGGAGGAAAAGCUGUGGCAGCAAAGAUCAAAAUCACAUUGGAUAAAGUCGGGGGACAAGAACACAAGUUUCUUUCACAAUAGGGCUUCCCAACGGUACAGGCGAAAUACUAUUCAUGGGCUUUUGAAUGCUAGGGGUGAGAUGUGUUGUGGGGAUGAAAAGGUGGCAGAACUUAUGGUGGAGUAUUAUACAAAUUUGUUCACAUCAUCCCAGCCUAGUUAA
Messenger RNA from Quercus lobata, 534 nucleotides. RefSeq lists its product as uncharacterized. The transcript has a single exon. Lineage: Eukaryota; Viridiplantae; Streptophyta; Magnoliopsida; Fagales; Fagaceae. Bases 1 to 534 code for a protein of 177 amino acids. The record is from RefSeq and is a predicted model, not a curated record.